UGUUGAAACAUUGAUUUUUGACGAUUCCUUCCCUGAGAAGAGGGAGAGGAGAAGAAGAAAGAAAAAGGAGAACUGAAUUGAAUUAGAUUAGCAUGAAGGACCUUUUCACGCGGAGACUAAAAGUACUGCGCAUAACUUCCUGCUCAGAAAUAUAUGCAAAUAAGAAGACAGAUCCUGAAAGAGCAAGCUUAUGACAUCCCUUUCCCUUCUCAAGUGGACACUGCUAUGCUCUCACCUCUCACUGAGAACUAAAAGUCUGCAGAUGCUUCCUGCGCUUGAACAUUGGAAUCCAAGUUCUUCAGCUUUGGGACUCUUGGACCUUCGACCACAGACUGAAGGCUGCACUGUCGGCUUCCCUAUUUUUGAGGUUUUGGAACUUGGACUGGCUUUCUUGCUCCUCAGCUUGCAGAGAGCCUAAUGUGGGACUUCACCUUGUGAUCGUAGGAGAGUACAGGUCGUGCUGCAAUUAGUUCAUUGAAAACUCAUUUGCUCUUGGAGCAGUCAGGCAGUGACUGCCUUCGGCUUUUUUUCUGCUGAGUAAGAUCUCCUAUAGAGAGCUACAACAAUGCCCAAAAGAAAGGCUGCAGGUCAAGGUGAUAUGAGGCAGGAGCCAAAGAGAAGAUCUGCCAGGUUGUCUGCUAUGCUUGUGCCCGUUACACCAGAGGUGAAACCCAAAAGAACAUCAAGUUCAAGGAAAAUGAAGACAAAAAGUGAUGUGAUGGAAGAAAACAUAGAUAAAAGUGCCCAAGCAGUUGCUGAAACCAAGCAAGAAGCAGUUGUUGAAGAAGACUACAAUGAAAAUGCUAAAAAUGGAGAAGCCAAAAUUACAGAGGCACCAGCUUCUGAAAAAGAAAUUGUGGAAGGAAAAGAAGAAAAUAUUGAAGAUGCCACAGAAAAGGGAGGAGAAAAGAAAGAAGCAGUGGCAGCAGAAGUAAAAAACGAAAAAGAAGAUCAGAAAGAAGAUAAAGAAGAUCAAAAUGAAGAGAAAGGGGAAUCUGGAAAAGAAGACAAAGAUGAAAAAGGGGAAGAAGAUGGAAAAGAGGAUAAAAAUGGAAAUGAGAAAGGAGAAGAUGCAAAAGAGAAAGAAGAUGGAAAAAAAGGUGAAGACGAAAAAGGAAAUGGAGAAGAUAGAAAAGAGAAAGGAGAAGAUGAAAAAGAGGAAGAAGACAGAAAAGAAACAGGAGAUGGAAAAGAGAAUGAAGAUGGAAAAGAGAAGGGAGAUAAAAAAGAGGAGAAAGAUGUAAAAGUCAAGGAAGAUGAAAAAGAGAGAGAAGAUGGAAAAGAAGAUGAAGGUGGAAAUGAAGAAGAAGCUGGAAAAGAGAAAGAAGAUUUAAAAGAAGAGGAAGAAGGAAAAGAGGAAGAUGAGAUCGAAGAAGAUGGAAAAAAAGAGGAGCCGCAGAGUAUUGCUUAAAACUGCCCUAUGUAGUUUCAUAAUUUGGUAACAUGUACCUUCAUGUUGUAAAGUUAAUAGAGAUAAAUAUUUUUAUCAAAAAUUUUAUAAACGCAGCCUUUCUUUAGCAUUGAUUUAAUUUCAGAACAUCUUCAUAUUGAUUAUUAGCCAUAAAGUUUCUAACAUGAAACAUUUAUCUAUAAAUUUUGUGAUUAUAGUAGUGGAAUAUAUAGAAAAAAAUAUGCUUUCAACUUUGCGAGUGAAUUUCGUGUUGUGUAAGUUAUGUGUCAAAUCUUUGAAUUUUAAUUUUACUCUUUUAUAUAUGUGAUAAUUUCAUUAAGUGAGGGAUCCCAAAAAAAUAGUUUCAUCCAACAUUCUUGUUGUUCUGCAGGUUGCUUUUAUAAAGAAGGUGAACUAUUUUCAUGUAAUGUUAAGAGUUAAACUUAUCUUUCCCAAAUAUAACUUUAUUAUUAGCUUGGGAAAAAUGAAAUUGUAUUCCCAUUUUUAAAAUAAAUACAAAUGUUUAUUUCAGAAGGGCAGUUUUGAUUAUAUGUGAAUGCACAAAUUUUACUGGAUUUAUCUUAAUAAAAAGACUUUGAUGAU
Molecule: messenger RNA, 1993 nt
Organism: Pongo pygmaeus (Bornean orangutan)
Lineage: Eukaryota; Metazoa; Chordata; Mammalia; Primates; Hominidae
Gene: HMGN5
Product: high mobility group nucleosome binding domain 5
Exons: 9
Coding region: 566-1411 (281 amino acids)
Biological process (GO): chromatin organization
Cellular component (GO): nucleus; chromatin
Molecular function (GO): nucleosomal DNA binding
Source: RefSeq, a predicted model, not a curated record